AUGGAAGUCCAUCUUGAGGAAAAUAAGGUUAAGAAUAAUUCUAGUAAUAGCAGUAAUGAAAAUAAUAAUAAUGAUGAAAAUGUAAGUUUACAUGCUGAGAGGAAUAAUGAAACAAAUUGUACAAAAGGUAAUAAUAAUGAUGAUGAUAAAAGUAAUAAUAUAAAUAACAAUAAUUAUAACAAUAAUUAUAAUAACAAUUAUAAUAAUAAUAUUUAUAAUAAUAAUAAUAAUAAUAAUAAUAAUGUCUUUUUUUCUUCGGAUGCUUUAACAAAUGACGAUGCCACUUAUUUUGCAUUUAAGAAUAAGGAUAAUUUAAUUCAUGAUGAAGGAAUGUGUGAAUUUAAAUCUCAAGACGAAAAUUUUCUACAUGCAGAAGUAAGCUCGAAUGAAUAUAAGGAUGCAAAUAAUGAUUCUAGUGAUGAGGAGGAUGAUGAAUAUCUUAAUCAAAAUAAAAAUAUAAUAGUAAUAGAUGAUAGUUUGCCAAAUAAUUCAAAUUCGACAUUUGAUGAUAAGGAAAAAACAGAAACAAACAACAGGAUAAAUAUUAAAGAUGAAUUAGGUACUACAGAAACGAUAGUAGAAGAUUUAGAAUAUAAUGAUGUGAUAUAUGACACGGAGAAUAAUAAAAAUUAUAUUGUUAAAAGUGUUGUUGAUGGCAAUAAAGAACAUGUAGAGCAAAAGGAGAAUUACAAAUUUGAUGAUAAUAAUGAUGAUGAUAAUAAUAAAAAUGAUAAUAAUAAUGAUAAAAAUGACGAUCAUAGUAAAAAUAAUAAUAAUAAUAAUAAUAACAACAAUGCUGAUGUUAGUGUUAUCGUACAGGUUGAUGGGCAAGAAAAUCGUCCCAUGAUAUAUAUCAAUGAUACUAGCGCUGAAGAAUGUAAUAAUAAUAAUAAUAAUAAUAUUCUUAUGAAUGAGAAUUAUAAUAAACCAAAUACAGUUAAUAAUUCGUCAUAUAUAAACAACAACAAUUUGGUUAAUAUAAAUACACUUAACAAUGAAAACAAAGGAAUUUCAAAUGUUGAAUCGUAUGAAAAAAAUGUGAACGAAAAAUUUGAUAAUGUGAACGAAAACUUUGAAAGUAUCAAUGAACCUUAUGAUAGUAUAAAUGAACCAUAUGAUAACAUUAACGAAGGGUGUGAUAACAUUAACGAAGGGUGUGAUAACAUUAACGAAGGGUGUGAUAACAUUAACGAAGGGUGUGAUAACAUUAACGAAGGGUGUGAUAACAUUAACGAAGGGUGUGAUAACAUUAACGAAGGAUGUGAUAACAUUAACGAAGGGUGUGAUAACAUUAACGAAGGGUGUGAUAACAUUAACGAAGGAUGUGGUAACAUUAACGAAGGAUGUGGUAACAUUAACGAAGGUUGUGAUAACAUUAACAAAAUGUAUAACCAAAAUUCACAAAUUAAAUUACAGCAAAAUUAUAAAGAAGAAAGGAAUCAACAGAUGAACAAAAAUAAUAACAUAAAAGAAAGAACAUUACCUAUGAAGAAGGAAGAAAAGAAGAUGCCUCCUCUUUCACAUAUGUUUGAUAGUAUUGUUAAAAUAAAGAAACAAGUAGAUUCAAUGAAAUCCAGAAAGGAAGAAAAUAAUCCUAAAGGAUUCAAAAAGGAUAACAGAAAAAGAAGAAAACCUAAAUAUCGUUUUGAAAAGGAUAAGGAUGGUAAUAUAUGUGAUUUCUUUAUGGUAUGUUCUAGUGAAUUGAAAGGAAUAAAAAAAUGUAGAAAUGUAGGUUUAGAUUUACAAAUGAUAAAUGUAACGGAUAUACAACUAACUUAUCAUUUUGUUUGUAAAGAGCAUGAUACAUGUGAAGGUUCUGUUAUAGUAAUCGUAGAUAUUAUUAGUAAUAAUAAUAUAGAGAUAAAGGGAAAAGGACCUUUAUGUAUUAAUUUUAAUGAUUUUAUUGAUGAAAAGAAGAAAAAUACAGGUAAUCGAUUUAAAUGGGAAUAUCUUGAUGUAUGCGGAAAUAUACAAGAAGGUAAAGAUCGUGCUACGGCUAUGGGAUAUAAAUAUUUAAAUAGUAGUGUUACGGGUAAAAGAUAUGUAAGAAAUUUCGUAUGUAUUCUGAAUGCUCAAUGUAAUAGUAGAUUAAGAAUUAUUAAAGAUAAUGAAACAGAUAAAGUGUGGUUAGAAUUAUCUGGUAUGAAUCAUGAAGAACAUUGUCCAUAUAGCCCCCAUUCUGUUGAAGGAAUGUUUUUGAAUAAUAAAAAAAAUAAAAAUCAAAUUAUUAGCAGCUUAGGAAAUGAUAAAUUUUUUACUAAUAAUAGUAAUAUAUUAAAUGGUGUUAUGUUGAAUAAUCCUAAUGUAAUGAAUGCACCUCAUCCUUUUAAUAAGAUGAAUUAUAAUUAUCAUAAUAUGAAUCCAGGAUUGAAUAAUUUUAAUUCUUUUAAUAAUGCUAAUUAUGCUUUUAUUAAUAUGAAUUAUAAUGAUAUGAACAUUGGUGUAAAUAAUAAUAGCGACCUUAAUAAUAAUAAUACUGCUGCUACAAGUAAUAAUAAUACUCAUAAUAAUAAUAACAAUAAUAAUAGUAAUUAUAAUCCAUAUUUUAUGAAUAAUUAUAUGAAUAGUAAAAAUCAUCCUUUGUAUUUAAAUUCAAAUAAUAACUAUGGGAAUGAUAUUAAGAUGAAAAUUCUUCCUCCAUACAUGCAUCAUUUUAAUAAAGCUAUGAAGAUUAUUCCUGAAGGUUCAUCAUGUAAUGUAAUGAAUAUGUCAAAUGGUAAUAAUAAUAUGAAUCAAAUGAGUCAUAUGAAUGAUAUGAAUAAUAUGAAUAAUAUGAAUAAUAUAAACAAUAUGAAUAGUAUGAAUAGCAUGAAUAGCAUGAAUAGUAUGAACAACAUGAACAACAUGAAUAGUAUGAACAGCAUGAACAACAUGAACAACAUGAACAAUAAUAAUAAUAAUAAUAAUAGUGGUAGUAUUGUAAACCUUGGAAAUAAUAAUAUGGAUAUUUCCAUGAAUAGUAAGACGCUUUAUAAUUUAUCUAAACUUAGCUGCGCUACAAAUUCUACUACAGAUUCAUCUAAAAUGAGCCUUAAAAGAAAUAUAUGGUAUAACAAUAGAAGUAAUAGUGUUCAUAGUGCUUUAAACGGUGCAUUGAAUAGUAACAUGAGUAAUAAUUAUUCGGACAAUAUGUUAUUACGUUCGUCUAUAAAAAAUGGCCCGAAGUAUAGUGUUCAUUAUCCUUCAUCUAGUAAUAACCAAGAUACUACUACUAUGAGUAUAUCUAAUAAGAAAAGUGUAGUGAGAAAUCUUAUGUUAAAUACUCAAGAUCAAAAUUUUGUUCUGAAUAAUAUGUACAAUAAUAAUAGUAGUAAUAAUAAUACUAACAAUAGUAAUAAUACUAACAAUACUAACAAUAGUAAUAAUAGUAGUAGUAGUAGUAAUAAUAAUAACACGAGCAGUGCAACUUAUAAUAAUUAUAUGUCAAGCUAUGGUUAUGUAAAUAUGCCUACAAACAAUAAUAUUAAUAUGAAUGAGAACAAUGUAGAAUUUAAUAAUACUAAGAAGAAUUCGGUUACAGAUAACUUAAACAAUAAUGGGAAUGUUAAAGAUCUACUUACUAACGGAAAUAUGAACAAUGCUGUAUAUUAUAACAAGAGUAUAUCAUCUAAUAAUAAUGGAAAGGAUUUAAGAAAUAAUUUUUAUAAUAAUUCAAAUAUAGAUUUAAAUAAGAAUAAUUGUUAUUCAAUUGAUAAUAAACAACAGCUAGCUAAUUCUAAAUUUGUGAAUAAUAAUAUAUAUCCCAAUUAUAAUAAUAUGAAUGAUAUGACCAACAACAAUAAUAAUAACAACAACAACAACAAUAAUAAUAACAAUAAUAAUAAUAACAAUAAUAAUAAUAACAAUAAUAAUAAUAACAAUAAUAAUAAUAACAAUAAUAAUAACAAUAGUAACAAUAAUAAUGAUUAUGUUCAUAAUAAUAUUAAUGUAUCUACAUCAUUAGGCUGUGCGACUGGAUCUGUUAUGUCUCAAGGAAGUUCUACAAAUAAUAUGAAUUAUAAUUUAAGAAAUUAUGAAUCGAAGAAUUUUAAUUCAUAUCAAAAUGGUAUCAUAUCAGAUAAUAGCAACAGUAAUAAUAACAGCAAUAAUAAUAAUAAUAAUAAUAAUAAUAAUAAUAAUACUAAUAGUAGUAGUAGUAAUGGUUUAAUUUAUCAUUAUCCUAAUUAUGAUAAGAUAAAAACAAAUGCACCUAAAGGAAUAUUGAAUGAAUAUAAAUUGGUAAAAAACGUAAGGUCAAAUUCUAAUAGUUUGAAUAAUAAAAAAGGAAGUAAUAAUACUUAUUAUAAUACUAAAACUAGCCAAAAUGCAUAUCAAAACACAAUUCUGAAAAAUUCACCCUUAGUCAGUUUAUCAAAUAAUUCGGGUAUGAUGAAUUAUAACAUGAUUAAUGAUAUGAAGGAUGAAAAUAAUAUGAACGCUGGUAAUAUGUAUACUGGUUCGAUUAGUAGCAGCAAUAAUAACAACAGCAAUAACAACAGCAACAAUAAUAAUAGUAAUAGUACCAUGACAUCAAAUGGAUUAUUAUAUAACAAUAUGAAUAUUAUUAAUAAUAACAAUGUUGACGAAUUAAACGACAUUAACAAUAACAAGGUUGGAAUCCCUCCGCAUCAUUUAUUAGAUAAUACCUCAUUAAUAAAAGACGAAAUGAAUUAUAAUAAUGAAGAAAAUAAUAUGGUAUCGCAACAUCAUAAAGUUUUUAUAGGAAAUGGACAUGAAAAUAUGUUAAAGGACAACUCAGAAAAUUUAUUAAAGCAUAUGUCAAAUGAUACAAAAAUUGAUGAGAACAAUAAUAAUACACAUAUUGAUGAUAAAGACUAUAACAAAAAUAAUAUGCAAUUAGAUUAUAGUAAUAAUAAUAAUAAUAAUAAUAACAAAAUGGAUCAUUCUAGAAAUGGCAGUGGUUCAGAUGAUUUUAUGAAAAGGAAGUAUAAAAAGAUGAACACUAAUUUUGAUUCUAAUAAUGAACAUUUAAAUGACGAAUUUAAAGAUAUUGAUAUUGUUGAUGCACAAAAUGAUGACACAGAUAAAUUGAGAGAUAUCAAUGGAAAAUAUGAAGAAAAUAAUAUAAUAAUAGAUGAUAUCAAUUCUAAAGAAAGGAGAAGUAUUAAUGAAUAUAAUAAUAAAUGUUCUUCAACAGCUGCUUAUAGUGAAAUGAAACAAUAUGUGGAUGUAAAAGAUACUAAUAAUCAUAAUAAUAAUAUGUUAUCUAAUUAUUUAAACAUGACAGAUGAAAAUAAUAAUAAUAAUAAUAAUAAUAAUAAUAACAAUAAUACAUACUUAAAUGAUGAUAAUGUGAAAACUACUGAGAAAAAAAGAAAAUUUUUAAAUACCUAUAAUGAUCCAAAUGUUGAUGAUAUGAAUAAUAACCUUUCUCAUCAUGUAGGUGUUGAUUAUGAUAAUCACGUAGUAGAUUCGUUUAAUAAUUCUUCAUACAUGUAUUCUUCACAAAUGUAUAAAUAUAUGAAAUCAAAUAAAUAUGACACAUGUAUGAAUACAAACAUGGAAAAUAUAAAUGGUACCAAUAAUAAUAAUAAUAAUAACAAUAACAAUAAUAAUAAUAAUAAUAAUAAUAAUAACAACAAUAAUAUUAAUAGAAAUAAUGUAUCUGAUAAUUCCACAAAUAUUGUUGAUAAUGAUUCAUAUGAUAAAACGAAUAAUUCUUCUAAUGGCUCUAUGUAUAAAACCAAUGUACAAAAUAUGGUUAACAAUAAUAAUGGUGCUGCUACUUUAAAUAAGUGUGAUUCUUUACUAAAUCAUGAUAUGAAUGUUUCAAAAUUAAAUUAUAACAGCAACAAUAAUAACAAUAGUAAUAAUAAUUCUUGUGGCGUUGCGGGAGGUAGCAUGGAUUCACAUUAUAAUACGGCAAAUUCCUUGAUGAACUAUAAUAAAAAUCAUUAUGAAGAUGGAAAUGAUCUUAAUAAUAUGGACACAAAUAAUAACAACAACAAUAAUAAUAAUGGUAGUAAUAGUAAUAAUAGUAAUAAUAGUAAUAGUAGUAAUAAUAACAAUAAUAAGAAUAAGAAUCUUAUGGGUAGAGACAGUUUACAAGAUAAAAUUAUGUAUAAUCCCAUGAAUGAUUAUAAUUGUAUUUACCCAUCGAACAAUCCUUAUGGUAUACAGAAUAAUGACAAAGGUUACAUGUACCCAAAUUAUAAUACUGCAUUAAAUAUUAUGAAUCCUAAUGAAAACGGUGACAAUAACAAUAGCAUGGUAGGUGCAAGCGUUAUGGACAAUUACAAUAAUAAUAAUUUAUAUAUGAACAAUAAUAAUAAUAAUAAUAAUAAUAAUAAUAACUAUUUAAAUAAUUAUAUGAAUCCUACAGAUAAUAUGAAAAAUAUGUCUAAAAAUAAUAAUGGUUCAUAUAAUACUUCUUUACAAAAUUUAAAUGGUCUUGAAGGUACAACAAAUAAUGCCGCCGUUACUCAACCAGCUAAUAAUUUAAAUAAUUAUUCCAAUUUAAAUAAUAAUAAUAAUAAUAAUCUUACUAUGUUCAAUUGUGAUUUGGCUAGUAAUCCAUAUAAAAACGACCUGACAUGUUCAUACAAUAAUAAUGGAACAGCUAAUAGUAAUUAUUACUAUAUGAAUAAUGGAUAUGACAAUAGUAGUUAUCAGUACAAUCUAGCAAAUGGAAAUAUGAUGUAUGAUAUGAAUAAUCGCAGUAUGGAUGCUUCAAAUAAUCAAAAUGAUUAUUAUAAUCAAAAUUAUUAG
This is a messenger RNA of Plasmodium falciparum 3D7, 6708 nucleotides long. RefSeq lists its product as uncharacterized. The record is from RefSeq and is a predicted model, not a curated record. Lineage: Eukaryota; Apicomplexa; Aconoidasida; Haemosporida; Plasmodiidae.